This is a messenger RNA of Camponotus floridanus (Florida carpenter ant), 4349 nucleotides long. RefSeq names its product protein sevenless-like. The coding region runs from base 673 to 4290 and encodes 1205 amino acids. Gene Ontology annotation, biological process: regulation of TOR signaling; positive regulation of kinase activity; cell surface receptor protein tyrosine kinase signaling pathway. Gene Ontology annotation, molecular function: ATP binding; transmembrane receptor protein tyrosine kinase activity; protein binding. The transcript is spliced from 12 exons. Lineage: Eukaryota; Metazoa; Arthropoda; Insecta; Hymenoptera; Formicidae. Gene Ontology annotation, cellular component: membrane; signaling receptor complex. The record is from RefSeq and is a predicted model, not a curated record.
GUGAAAUAUGUUAAAUUUAACACAAAAUUUUUUACUGUGCAGGAUCGCGGGUCUUAAUUAAUCCUGCGGCCUUCAGGGCCAUAUACGCGCCUGUCGCAAUUCUGUCUCUUCUUAAAUUUUCUUUAAUUCUCCAGUUUUAUACAUAUAUAACCUUCUUAUCAAACAAUAUUUAAAGGUUUUAAUUCUUUUUGAAAUAACGCCAAGUAAUUUCGUAGAAAAAAAUAAAUUACAACGGAAUGCAGCUAAUAAGAUGUCAUGGCCAGAACCCGGAUCUUAAUAUCGUUUUCCCUACUCCAAGUGCAUGCUAGCGGUCGAAUGCCGUGAAAAAUAGUAUCGUCCAUGCCGGUCUAUUGAUGCAUGUGAAGUGAGGAAAACGGCAUCCGAUCUCUGAGUCAUGGCAACACAUGAUCAGAUUGAUUAUUCGAAGUCAGUUACUAUUAUGAUCGCUAGCUAAAACACUACCGCGUUAUUUAUCGUUUGAUUCUAACUGUAUUAUACAAAUAUCAUAAAAAAUUAUGUAAAAAGAGUGGAUUUAUAUACCAAUUUUUACUCAUCAGUAAUGGAUUUUAAAAAACACGUAGUAACACAAUUGAAUGUAGUAACACAAUCAAUGAGAGAAACAACUAAUUGAGGAUUCAUCGGAAACCGAUUGAGUGCAAACGUUUACGAAAAAUGCAAAUUAUGUUUGGAACAAUUUUAUGUGUUUUAUUAAAAGAUUUAAUAUUGACAAAGGCAAUUAUCACUUUUAUACCGAAGGAUUAUACUCCUUCAAACAGCCUUCAGGAAGAAAAUGUUUCCAUUUGUCCGAAUUUAAAUUUCACGCAGGAUAUUUCAAUCUUCGAGAAAAGUGAUCAUCAUAUACUAAAUUUCAAAUCUGACCGAAGUCAUUCUGAUAGUACUGUGAGAAAUAAGCGAGAAGACGAUGAAGUUACAAAUACAAAUGUUUCUAUCAUCCCAGAAUCUAUCGAAAGCAGUUUGAGCAAGCCGACAUCUCUCAGAGCAUUUGUACAAUUCAACAGUCAAUUCGCAGAAAAAGUAAACGACAUUUUUGUCACAUUGAGAUGGAACCAACCUGAAUUUAUUAAUGAAAUAAUACAAGGAUACACAGUGCAAUGUUUUUUCAUCGAAGACUUAAAAGAGAUUCAAACCUGCGACGAUAAAAAUAUCAUAACUACAAAAUUGGAGCACACGGUACACAAUCUAAUAUCUAAUACGAUAUAUUAUUUUCGAGUACGUGCACAUACUAAAAUUGUUGCUGGUCCUUAUACGGAUUUAAUCAAUGUGUCGACUACACAUGAAAAUUCAAUACCAAAAUUAUUAGUCAUAACGAAGCAUGAUAUGGUAAUAUUGGACGUGGAUUCAAGCAUUACUAAUGUUGUAAUGUCAGAAUCAGUAAUAGAAUAUAGCUCCUCCUUUUCCCGAUCAGCAACAUAUGUCGCUUAUUCGAUACAGGAACGUAGAAUUUAUUGGAUAACAGGGAGUGACCUAAUGACAUUAAAGAUUAAUGAAAAUAAUAUCACAAAAAUAGCUAGCUUUGAUUAUUAUCCACAUGAUCUUUGUAUUGACUGGGUAGGAAGAAAUCUAUAUAUAGCCUAUCGAAAAUUAGACUACUCUUAUAUUGUAAGUUUUGACUUAACAAUGUGGGAAAAUGGCAUAAUUAAAUUUGAUGAGAUUUUCAAAUCAAAAAUGAAUAUUCUCCGUUUAAGUGUAUCUAUGGGAAUUUUAUAUUCCCUACACAACUCAACGAAUGGGGUAUUUUAUAUGACGCAAUAUCCUAUCGAUAGAAAAAAUAUACAAAUUCAGAUAAAUGCAUCUGUUUGCCUAUUUCAUUAUUCAGAAUAUAAUUUUCGUGAUAUGAUUAUUGAUAACAUGAAUAAUGAGGAAUCGUUAAUUUACUGGUUAAAUAACUGGGACAUAGUUGUAACAGACGUUAACAUUUCUAUGUGCAAUGGGAUUUUACACAAUACAGAGGUAUUAGAUUAUACUCGCUCUUUCCGAUCUAUGACGAUUGACAAAACAAACAUUUACAUUAUAGUAGAACAUCCAUUUCCAUAUAUACUCUACGUUUUGAAAAAAAAAUAUGUCAGUCUCAAGAGCGUAAAAGCAGCCCAAUAUGUUGAAAAGAUAAGAAUAAAUUCAGAUAAUUAUAUGUUUUAUAAAAUUUAUGCUUUUGAUAAAUUUUUACAACCAUAUCCUCCAAUGAGAUGUCUGACACCUGACGAAAGAGUUUAUAAUUUCGAAAAUGUGAAUGCAACGUCAAACACUAUUUUUGUGAAUCUUCCGCAGGGAGUUGUAAAAAGUGGAUGCAAAGAAUACAAUUUACCAACUAUUAUAUAUACCAUCUCCGUAAGCUGUUUAGACAACAAUCUUAACAAGUCUGAGAAAUUCGAAGUGCUGACGGCCGAACGAUAUUACGAGAUUCAGAACUUAACACCCUUUACAGAAUACAAGUUGAAGUAUACUUUAAGCAAUUUUUACUUUGAUCAAUUAUCAAUAAAUCCAUUCGAUUCGAAUGUGAUAUCAAUGAAAACUAAUUCAGGCAAGCUUAAUGCACCAGAAAACGUAAGUGCUCUAGCUUUGAAGCCUACUAUAGCAGUAGUUCAUUGGAUGCCACUCAAGAAAGUGAACUGCGUGGCCGCGACCUACGAAGUGCAUUGGAAGUCAGUUACAUUAGCGAACGGCACGCAACAAAAGGGCAAACAAUUUAUCAAUAUGCCGAAACGUACGGCAGACGGCAGAUUUUUCACAAAGAUACACUUGUCGCUACCGAUACAAGAUUACUUGAUAUAUGUGCGUGUGUAUCCAAAUAAUUUCAGCGAUUUCUACAACGAGAGUUUAAGCAAGAUCGAUCACAUAUACUCAGACCCAAACAAUAUUACUUUGAGCGAAGUCGAAAUAAAUAGCAUGGACAUUUCAUGGAUCUCAAACAUCAAUCUGACGAUCUCUCCUACGUUAGAGUACAAAGAGAAUGCAACAGAAAAGUGGCAAACAACAAAUUAUAUUAAAAUAAAUUAUAACAAAGAAAUAAUAUACCAUAUCGAAAAUUUACAAUCGGGAACUUUAUACAAGUUUCGCUUGAUAUUAAGAUAUCCCGAAUAUGAGGAAAAUUUUAUAUGGCCGGCUGAUGAAAGAUUUAUUUUUUCAACACUUGAUAUUUCGGGCACUCCUGGAAUAAUAGCGAAAAAAUAUUACUUAAUAUUGAUGUUAGGUUUUAUCGUUAUAGUUACUAUAAUCUGCGUCUGCUACUUUUAUCGUUUGCAUCGUGAACGCAGAUAUAAUAAUGAACAAUUUUUGUCUUCGACCGAUAUGGAAUUGGCCAUUCUAGAUGAAGUAUCUUGCCAAUACACUGAAUUCAAUACGAUUUACAGUCCUAUGUUACAUUGUAAUCCGGAUGAAUGUGCGAUAACUAAAAUUGCACGUAAACAAAUUACAUUUACAAAACUUCUUGGUAGCGGCGCAUUCGGAAUGGUGUUUCAAGGAAAGGUGAAGAACUUAGAAGGAUCGAGCACAGAGAUAUCCGUUGCAAUAAAAACGCUUCGGAAAGAUGCUUCUUCCCGUGAGAAAAAGAAUUUAUUAAAGGAAGCCAAGCUUAUGAAUCAUUUUCGACAUAAACAUAUAUUAAGAUUGUUGGCUGUUUGCUUGGAUGGGGAUUCUCCGUUACUAGUGUUGGAAUUGAUGGAAACUGGUGAUUUGUUAAAAUAUUUGAGAGAUUGUCGAAAUUUGCAAGCGUCAGAUUCGCCUGCUCUGCGUUUGCAGGAUUUGCUCGCCAUGUGCGAAGAUGUUGCGCGAGGUUGUUGCUACUUGGAAGAGUUGCGUUUCGUACAUAGAGAUCUAGCGUGUCGCAAUUGUUUAGUAUCUUCGAAAAAUCGCGAGAAUCGUGUCAUCAAAAUUGGAGAUUUUGGACUAGCUAGAGAUAUCUACAAGGGUGAUUAUUAUCGCGUGAAAGGACAAGGUUUGCUUCCUAUUCGCUGGAUGGCACCCGAAUCUUUGAUGAUCAGAAUAUUUACUUCUCAAAGCGAUGUUUGGUCAUUUGGGGUAUUAAUGUGGGAAAUUACAUCGUUGGGUGAGCAACCUUAUAUUGCCAAGACUGAUGAAGAAGUGAUAAAUUAUGUUCGUGCUGGAGGCAGGUUGCCGAUAGCUCUUAACUGUCCGUCACCAUUGUACCAGUUGAUGCUACGUUGCUGGAGUGCAGCGGAUGCUAGACCAAAUUUCAAAUUUUGUCUGGAAAAUAUUAUAGCAUUAAGAAAGAACAUAGAAGAUACUUUAUUGAAUCCAGUUGAUACUAUUUAGCUGAUAUAAUUAAAUUAAUGUUUAUCUUCUUUUCCGAACGAUUCAAUAAAUCUUAAUGG